Neltuma alba is the source of this 1171-nucleotide messenger RNA. Its product is annotated as floral homeotic protein PMADS 1. The coding region runs from base 295 to 885 and encodes 196 amino acids. Lineage: Eukaryota; Viridiplantae; Streptophyta; Magnoliopsida; Fabales; Fabaceae. The transcript has 8 exons. Gene Ontology annotation, cellular component: nucleus. Gene Ontology annotation, molecular function: DNA-binding transcription factor activity; protein dimerization activity; RNA polymerase II transcription regulatory region sequence-specific DNA binding. Gene Ontology annotation, biological process: positive regulation of transcription by RNA polymerase II. The record is from RefSeq and is a predicted model, not a curated record.
ACAAGGGAUGAGUGAGAUUUCACAUCUUGUACUGGUAUUGAUUGCUGGAAGUCGCUAUUAUGGCGUUGCCAGUCUAAUAAUGCAGCCACUCCGCUCUUUCACCAAUAUAACAUUUAUGUGCAGUUAUACUCCAACCCAGCUUUUGCUCUGGCUUUCCUCUUUUGGAAAUCCACUUCGACCCCUUGUUCUACUUUUAAUCUCAAGUGUUCGCCUUUAAACCUUUUUAUAUCCAUCCAUGUGAGGUUCAAGUGCAGUCCCUGUAAGUGGAGAUCAGUAUAGGUACUGUGGUGAAAAAUGGGAAGAGGAAAGAUUGAGAUCAAGUUGAUCGAGAACCCCACCAACAGGCAGGUCACCUACUCCAAGCGACGUAAUGGCAUCUUCAAGAAAGCUCAUGAGCUCAGUGUUCUCUGUGAUGCUAAGGUCUCCCUCAUCAUCUUCUCUAAAAACAACAAGAUGCACGAAUACGUCACCCCUGGCCUUACAACGAAGAGGAUGAUUGAUCAAUACCAGGAGGCGUUGGGGAAUGUUGAUUUGUGGUGUUCCCACUACGAGAGAAUGCUGGAAAAGUUGAGGAAACUGAAAGAGAUUAACAAUAAGCUCAGAGGAGAGAUCAGCUAUGGUUUUGAAAGGAAUAGGUUGGGCGCAGAUUUGGACAAUCUGAACUUCCAGCAACUACAGAGUCUGGAGGAGGAGUUAAUUUCUUCCUCGGCAAUGAUACGUGAAAGGAAGAUCUCUAACGAUCGUGGUGCUAAUCUGCUUCAUGUGAUCAAAACUCGGACCGAGACCUGCAAGAAAAAGGUAAAAAACUUGGAGCAGGUGAACAGGAGUUUAAUGCUUGGAAUUGAGGACAAGUAUAUGGUGCAUCCACAUUACCUGAUGAUGUAGGAGGGAGGAGAUGAUGAGGAAUCAGCAGCAGCAGAAAGCAUCUCAAUUUUCAGCAUCGCUUCCACCAUCUUCCACUUGCUUUGAUGUUACUCCUCCCCCACAUGUAAAUUAAUCAAUUAAGCGAUUAUAUGUCUAUCCCUGGGCCUGGAGCUUGUUAUUUUAAUUUAGAGUGUUUGAGCCUCACAGCACAAUGGAGGAAUACAUUAUUUUGUUAUAUAUGUGAUCAAACAUAUAUGUUAAUUUAUCUAAUCUCUCAUUAAAAAUGAGUACGUUUCUUAUACAUGUA